AUGAAUGGUUUUCUAACAGUCAUUCAAAUUUCCCGUUCACCAUUUGUUCAAAUCCAGUACAGAGAAGCAUCUACGUCAUUGAAUGCAUUCGACUCAAUACAUAAGAAGAAACACAGAACGAUGAUUUAUUCAUGCAAGGAUCUCUUUGAGCGAAUCAAGUAUCCGACAGUAUACAUCGAUCUCGUGUUACAAAUGAACCUUCCAAACUAA
This is a messenger RNA of Adineta ricciae, 210 nucleotides long. Lineage: Eukaryota; Metazoa; Rotifera; Eurotatoria; Adinetida; Adinetidae. The record is from the annotation of a GenBank genome assembly.